Molecule: messenger RNA, 987 nt
Organism: Ramularia collo-cygni
Lineage: Eukaryota; Fungi; Ascomycota; Dothideomycetes; Mycosphaerellales; Mycosphaerellaceae
Product: related to exosome complex exonuclease
Exons: 1
Coding region: 1-987 (328 amino acids)
Biological process (GO): U5 snRNA 3'-end processing; U4 snRNA 3'-end processing; nuclear mRNA surveillance
Cellular component (GO): nuclear exosome (RNase complex); cytoplasmic exosome (RNase complex)
Source: RefSeq, a predicted model, not a curated record
AUGGAUGCCGUACCAAGCCUGUCGUUUCCGUGGGACACGUUUGCAAAAUUGACUCCUCGCCCAUUUCUGCUCGCCCACCUGAAGCAGCAGCCUCCAAGCCGGCCCAGUGGACGCCAUCCUGGAGAACAUCGCAAACCUACCAUAAACACAGGCUCUCUGACGCACAGCAAUGGUAGUGCAGUGGUGCGUGUUGGAGAUACCGCAGUCGUUUGCGGUGUUCGUGGCGAAAUCUUGCUUGCGUCCGAAAUACCCCAUCCACCUUCCGAGAAUACCAACGAAAGUGCCCUGGUAGAAGAGCUCGGCCUGGUCGUGCCGAAUGUGGAGCUAAGCACGGGGUGUUCCCCGGCUCAUCUGCCUGGAAAUCCACCAAGCUCACUUGCGCAAGCACUCUCCUACCGCGUACUGUCUCUACUUCACAGUACCAGCGCAAUCGACUCCACGGACUUACGCAUCAAGUACACGGAGCCAAAGACCGACGACGAUAUUGCGGAUGAGGAGCMGAAGGUCGUCACCAAGGCUUACUGGACGCUAUACGUCGAUAUCCUCUGCCUCUCUCUCGAUGGAAAUGCAUUUGAUGCUGCGUGGCUGGCGGUUGUAGCAGCACUGCGGGACACUGUGCUUCCACAUGCAUGGUGGGAUGCCGAUCGAGAGGCCAUCCUGUGCUCUCCUCUCACUUCUGAAAGCCACCGGCUGAGCCUGCCCCGGCUGCCUCUUGCCGCUACAUUUGGAGUCUUCACAACAGCUUCGCCGUUGAAGAGGAGGGAAGAUGCCAGAAGUUGGAUCAUCGCUGACCCAGAUUCCUCAGAGGAAGACGUAUGUGACGAAACUGUGACUAUUGUUCUUGUACCCAACACAAACGGCGAAAAAAACGUGGUCAGAAUAGAGAAGAAUGGCGGGCGCUUCGUCAGUAAAGACGCUAUGAUCGAAUGCAUGCAAAGUGCAGAAGCACGCUGUACCGACCUCGAGAAUGCUCUACAAGAUUUAUGA